Messenger RNA from Larimichthys crocea (large yellow croaker), 4431 nucleotides. RefSeq names its product zinc finger and BTB domain containing 10 (gene zbtb10). Gene Ontology annotation, biological process: regulation of transcription by RNA polymerase II. Gene Ontology annotation, molecular function: RNA polymerase II cis-regulatory region sequence-specific DNA binding; protein binding; DNA-binding transcription factor activity, RNA polymerase II-specific. The transcript is spliced from 5 exons. Bases 425 to 2650 code for a protein of 741 amino acids. Lineage: Eukaryota; Metazoa; Chordata; Actinopteri; Sciaenidae. The record is from RefSeq and is a predicted model, not a curated record.
GUUCACGGGCUGAGAAGACACGCAGAGUGGAAAGAUGAAAAGCAUGCGGAAAAUGGGUGCAGCCUCACACACAAAAGACCCCUCGCUGAUCAACAGCACCCCCAUCUUCCUUUAAAGCCGCCCCCUCCCUUUCCAACCUCACCCCCCCUUUCUCUGGUCGAGGUGCAUUGUGGGGAGGAAAGUCGUUGCCAUUCGACCUCUGCGGGGCCUGCGCGGACGCAGCGAGAACCCUCAAAUUCAUUAUGCGUUUUAAACCUUUAUUUAUUUCCGCAUAACCUACAUACUCUCACCGGGAGGGCCAAAGCGGAGAAAAGCAACGACGACGGGCCAUCUCUUUCGGAAAAUACAUCCCAUACUAACACAUUAUUUCUGUCGGAGGGGGAUACUGUUGAGAAAGUGAAGAUUCUAAUUUAUAUUAAGAAAAAUGUCCGGUGAGAGAAACCGCAGGUCGCUGGCUUUCCGAGGAGGUGGAUUAGCUGGGUUAACGGGUUCCAGCGGUAUCAGUGGGGCGAACUGUAACAGCUGGGAGGCCCCGGCCUGUCAAGACCGACAAUUUAACGGGAAUAGGCCGGAUCAAGAGGAGGACAGGGAUCUGGGGGUAAACGGAUCAUCGCCGAAGAGAGUGGAGGGCGCUGGGUCUGUCAGCCAUAGCACGGAACCCGAGGCGGAGGAAGAAGAGGACCCGGAAGGGGGCAGCUGGGCAGCUGGAGACGGCGACGACCGUGUCGGCUCUGUGGAAGCGGAGGACGGCUCCAGGGAGGCGAAUAGCUUGACAGCCGGGGACAGUCCAGAAAACAACAACACCGACGGCCAGGAGUCGGGAAGCGGCGAGACGGGAUCCAGGAAAUCUGGGGUAGAGAUGAGACCGCAGACGUUGCUUCAGAAACACUCACUAUUCCACGCUUCGUGGUUGCAAGAAUUUCCAUGGUUAAAAUUUUGCCAGGAGACGGGGCUCAUGUCCUGCUCCUGGUGUCACAACAUUGCCACUAAAAACAGCGACGAGCUGGUGAAAGGCAGUCGCAACUACAAGCGGGCCUUGCUGCUGAGACAUCACCUGUCUUCUGAGCACGGCAGGAACGACCCCACCAAACAGGAGAUGGUGAGGCCCUCAGACAACACCAGCCUCUCCACUAACUGCUCAGAGGAAGACUACCGCAGCAAACCCAAUGAGAACUCCUACUGUUACCAGCUUCUCCAGGAGCUGGACAAGCAACGCAAAAGUGGCAUCCUCUGUGACGUCAACAUAGUUGUCUCGGGCCAGGUAUUCCGCGCACACAAGAACAUCCUGGUUGCGGGCAGCCGCUACUUCAAAACCCUCUACUGUCUGACCAAGGGCGAGGACCAGGCCACGGUCACGCACCUGGAUGUUGCUGCUGUGCAGGGCUUCUCAGUUAUCCUCGACUUUCUCUACUCCGGGAAUCUGCUGCUCACAAGCCAAAAUGCCAUUGAGGUGAUGUCUGUUGCUAGUUACCUCCAGAUGACAGAAGUUGUCCACUCGUGUAGGGCAUUCAUAAAGGACGCCCUGAAUAUCAGCAUCAAGCAGGAGGCUCCCGAUUCUGUUGUAGUAGACUACAACAAGAGGCAGAUGGUUGCCAAAGAGGGACAGAGAGGGCCGGACCGGAAGCCAAGCAACUUCUGGGCCACAAGCAUCCUGUCGAAGCUGUCGAUCAAGGCCAGCAACAACCAAGGAAAGGAAGCAAUGGUAGAAGACGAAGGCGGCAGGGUGAAGGAGGAGAACAGCGACAUAGAGGUGACAGUAGGUGGGGCUGAGGGCUGUGCCCUCGUGACCCCCGGAGCCUCUGGUAACUGGGCCCACCACAACGACAACUCGUCCGAUUCAGCAGAGACCAAUGAAACGCGGGUGGCGAGUGGCCAGACGCAGGUGUUCAUCUGGAACGAGUCAGCCACAGGUGGCGGCGCAGCAGCUCCCGCAGCGAUAAAGCAAGAAGCGCCGGACGCCGCAGCCGGAAGCGGACGGAGGAAAAAACAGACCACCACACGGCGUUUUGUCUACAACUUUCCACCAGAGCCUGAAGAAGGAUUCGACGAGGGGAUGUUCGUUCAGCCCUCGGCCUCCUACCCCAGAGAGGACUUCUCCUCCCUCUCUGAAAAUGCUGAGCUGGCCAAUCAGAUCCAGUAUAGCAUCAUCCAGGACUUACAGCAAGGGGAGUCCUGGGAGAAUGGUGAGUCCUCACACCUUGCCCUCAAUAAGCUCAAGUGCCCCCACUGUAACUACAUCGCCAAGCACCGGCGCACGCUCAAGAGGCACCUGAUCAUCCACUCAGGCGUUCGCUCCUUCAGCUGCGACAUCUGUGGCAAGCUGUUCACCCGCCGCGAGCACGUAAAGAGACAUUCCCUGGUGCACAAGAAGGACAAAAAGUACAAGUGCAUGGUGUGCAAGAAGAUCUUCAUGCUCGCCGCCAGCGUCGGUAUCCGUCACGGCUCGCGGCGCUACGGCGUGUGCGCGGACUGCGCCGACUCACACCAGGCAACUCAGGAGGGCCUGGAGGCGAUGGAGGGCAUGGAGUUUCCCCGCGACGAAGACUUCGAAGGUGAGGAUGGGGAGGACCUGGAGGGGGAGGAACCCACCGACAACGACCAAUCAAACUGGGCCGUCGGCAACCUCGGUGCCGCCCCGGAAGAGGACUAAAAAUUUUAACAAGCUUGAGAAACAAAAUUUUAAAAAAAGUUGAUGUUUAAUAUAUAUGUAUACAAGAACUAGCUGGUAAACAAUCAACUCCAAAGUGCUAUCAAACCUUGAGGUUACUUAAUUGUGCAAGUAUACAACAAAGAGAUGGAUUUAAAAGAAAAAAAAGCUUUGGUAGGAUGGGAACUCCAAGAUGUACAGAUUUUAUUAUUGUUAAAUUGUGUCCAACUCUGGGCCCAGUGCCCACAAGAGACAGAUUAAUAACGACGAAUAAUAUGAUAAAUCAGGUUUUUGGUGAUGUAUUUUUAUUUCCUGUUUUUCGGGGGAGAGCUGGGCAGGGUGGUGUUGUAGAGUUGGGGUAAGCCAAUCAUCUAAAAAAAAAAAAAAAAAGCAAAAUGUUAAUUAUUUAAUUUAUGAAGAGAGGUUAUAAUGGUCUUAUCAAAUGCUAUAAUUUGUAUUUCUGUUCUUUUUGUCUGUAGGCAGAGGCACAGUAAUAACUGUUGCUCUCUGCACAAUCUGAAAGUAUAUUUGCUUGGUGCUUGUAGAAGUACACAGAAGAAGAGCAUUAUUGUCCACAGGAAGAUUUUUAACUUGCUCUGUAGAUCUUGUUUAGAUGCGCUAAAUAUUAUUCUAUUAUUCUUUUCAAUUUUUUUUUUCUUUUUCCCUGCACAGAUCUUGGAACCAAAAAAUCUGUUUUGUGACUCUAAUGUAUCACAGCCAUAUUUAUGAUUAAUUUAAGAGGGCUGUGAUAUUGUGCCAAACAGACCGCACACCAAGAUUUAGCAGGAAACAAAAACUACUGAAUACGCUUUAAAAAAAGAGAGAAAAGAAAAAGGCAACGUGAGUUUUUUUUUGUUAAGCAGGAAAAAAAGACAAAUAAUGAAAAAAAAAAAAAAAAAGCGAAAGUACAAGGGGAAAUGUUAUUGCUAGCUUUAUACAAAUCACGGCGUCACAGUAACACUUUAUUAUUAUUAAACAAAAGCAUUUGACUUUCACUUAAAGCUUGAAUUUUGCCAAAUGAUGAAACGUUUGGUGCUGUAAUGCUUGUCGCAGAAUACUGGACCUACAGGCUAUAUAUGAUGUUUAUAAUCAUAAAGCUUAAACUGACUCAGUUAUACAUAUGUAAUCAGCUCAAACUAUAGAACACUGUUGUGCUACGGCGACUAUCAGGUAUGCUUUGCCAUUGUUUUUAAGCUUUUUAUUUUAUUUAAUGCACACACACACACACCAUUUUGUAGAACUACCGGCAGUACUUGUAAUUGACAUUUUGAGGACCUAAGUGGACAUCAAUACCUGUAUACGUUUGUUUAUAUUUGGUACUGAGUUAUAUAGUAAAUACAGUAUAUAUAUUUUGAAUCACUUGAACCUUGGUUGUGAGGGGGAAGAAGUGUGCAUAAAAUCAUGUUUGUUUAAAGUCUGAAAGAACUCCAUUUUUCACGUGUAAAAGGUAUACAAGAUGUCAUCAGUUUAAUUUGAUGUAAGUUUGUUUUAUUUUUUUUUUUAUUUUUUUUAGGUCUGCCAGGUAGAAAAACACUUUGUUCCACAAAAAGUGAAGCUCUAUGGCGCCUCAUAGACAUGCACUUACAUUUGUGUUCAUGAAAAUAAUUUUAUGUUUCUUCGCUUCCCCCAAAAGCGGGUCUGAAUGGAACUAUAUAAAAAAAACUGUUGUGUCUUUUCUUCCAAUGAGCAACUUUUUUUAUUAGACAUUUUGUUUUUUUGUUAUUUAAUAUUAUAUAUUGACUCCAAAAUGCAAUCAAGACUGUUAAUUUCUAUUUGUCCAACCA